UCAACGUUUCUGGCAGCAAUGGUUGCGAAUACUGCCGCCCAGAAUUCAGUACAAACUGUUUUGACGCGUCUGUCGCGUGACGCAAUACUGCACACACAUAAAUCGGCCUUCAGCGGCGACUCACUUACAGACAUCCAGAAAUUUGUGUGGCUGCUCUACUACGCGGCCUUUAAAGCAUCUCUUUACUGUUGUGCGAAGGCUGUCUGCGUCAGCUGUUCAUACGCGAACAACAGAAAAUGGUCCGACAAAUUCGAAUAUAUCUCGACAAUCCUGUAGCGACGUAUUUCGGAGGCGAUACCGUAACGGGGAAAGUAGUUGUCAAAACAGACGAAGAGGAAAAAAUUCGCUAUAUUUCUGCAAAAUGUAGAGGUGAAGCAAAUGUAAGCUGGACCAGACGAGUGAGAAGAAGAGGCCAUACCAAGCAUAUUAGAUAUUCAGCACACGAAAACUACUUUGAAACAAAAUAUUACUUUGUUGGAGGUCCAUCUGAGGAGCUCAUACUUCCACCAGGAGAGCAUGUGUAUAAUUUUUCUGUCAAACUCCCAGAAAAUUUACCAUCAUCAUUUGAAGGCACAUACGGCCAUAUUCGUUACACAAUCAAAGCAAAAAUGAACCGUCCAUGGGCAUUUGAUGAAAAAGUCAAAGCUUUCUACACUGUGUUAUCACAUCUAGAUCUGAAUACAGAUCCUUUGGUCAAGGAACCUGUAUCUCAAGUCACUGAGAAAACUCUGUGCUGCUGCUGGUGUAGAUCCGGCCCUUUAACAUUAGUUGCUAAAGUUCCAGCUACAGGAUUUGUCUCUGGACAAGAAAUACCUGUGACAGUAGAGGUUGAUAAUGCAACUGAAGAAACAAUAAGUGCUGUUACAUGUUCUCUAAAGAAGAAUGUGUGUUUCACUGCCCAUUCACCUCGUAAGGAAACAAAGAGAAUAACAGACAAAAUGGAGACUAUUGUGUAUGAACCUGUGGGGCCAAAUGCAUCUAGAACUUGGACCAGAAAGUUGAAAAUUCCUAGUUUGCCUCCAUCCAAUUUGAAUAACUGCAGUAUCAUUGAUCUUGAUUACUUUUUGCAUGUUAAAGCUGUUAUCAAUGGGCCCCACAGAAACUUACAUGUAAACAUCCCAAUAAAAUUAGGAACAAUUCCACUCUUGAGCUACAUACCACCUCCAUUAUCCAAACAGAUAAUGAGCUCCAACAUUCAGAUUCCUCAACUCCCCUCCUUGCAAGAUGCCCCUGUCAAAUUUCCACAGUCAUCCGCAGCUUCGGCACCAUGUCCACCACCUCAGACACAGUACUCUACUGCACCAUGUUCCUCCAAUAUUGCAGCUGUCAUGCCACCCAGCACAAGUCAGCAUGGUAUGACAGAUGGACUGUCAAAUGAGUUAAACAUAGUUCCAUCUGCGCCACCCCUGUCAUACCCAGAAGUUCCGCCUCCUUCUUAUGAAGAAUGUGUGUAUGGAGCCAGUAAUAUUGAUGACGAAGAAGAUACAAGACAUUAUCAGGAUGAUAACAGAUUUGUUCCAAGGUAUCCCACAUACAAUCUACAUUUUGAAAAGGACUCUGGAUCAUGAGAAUUUGGUUCUUAUCAUAUUGUGCUUUUGAUGCAAGGCUUUCUGGACUAUUGUUCUAGAGGAAAGAAAUACUGAAUGUCUGCAUUUCCCUAUAAACUACAAUUUAUGAUCACAAUAGAGGUGCAGCCAUCCUACAGGGCCAUGAAAUAUCAUUCCUUGUUUGGCUAAAGCAUGUAUCUGCUUGUCUGUUAUGCUAAUAUUGUAUUUUUACAAGGGUAAGGCAAUGGUUGUUCUUGUUCUCUCAUGUAAUUAUACUCAUUUAAUUUACAGCCUAAUAUUGGAAGUUCAGUAUUAUACUGAAUUAUACAGAAAUUGUUAACAUUUAUUAUAAUUGUAAAUGACUAUACUGGCACAUUUUCAUUGUUGUGGUGUGACUGUUGAAAUCAGCCCAAUAGUAUUUUGUCUGUAUAGUUUUUCUUGAAGAAUUUAUGGGCAUGAAUGGAACAAAGACAUUUCCAGUUAUGUGACUGGGAAAAUUUAGUUGGCAGACUUCACACAGAGAAGGGCACCAUUGUUGUAAUUUGUGAGCUCUAACUUUACAACUGUGAACAGUUUUCAAGCUUUUUUAAUUUUCUUUCCAUUUUACCAGUUAGCUCUUUGCCUGUAGCUGAUUACUUUGCACACUCUCUUUCUGUGUAUUAUUAAAUGACAUCAUGAAUAAUUGUAUAAUUUAAGUGAUUCCUGUUUGUCACUAUUUUCUGUAUACAACCCUUAACUGAAUUAGAUCCAUGCAAUAACAUGAGUUUAGUGUGUUGCUAAACUGUUACUAUAGAGUGUUUUUAUGCUGAUGCAUUCCUAACAACUAUAAUAAAACAAAAGUUGGCUACUUUAGUACUUAAUAAAGCAAAUUUUUCAACAAGGGCAUUCUUUGGUAUCUGGUUAUAGAGGAAACAUUCUGACUACAGUUCAUUAACCACUGUAAUUUCAGAUUUCCAUGUAACAAAAUACUUCUCAAAUAUCAUAUACUGCUUAUAUUUUAUGACUAGACUGGUCAUUAAGUUUUAUAAUGCUUUCAAAAGAAAUAUCCCCACACAUAAUCUUGUUCUGUUUAUUCCCUCAAGUUAAAUGAAUAAGAAAUGGGACAAGAAUAAUUAC
Schistocerca piceifrons (Central American locust) is the source of this 2663-nucleotide messenger RNA. Its product is annotated as arrestin domain-containing protein 17-like. Gene Ontology annotation, cellular component: cytoplasm. The record is from RefSeq and is a predicted model, not a curated record. The coding region runs from base 237 to 1568 and encodes 443 amino acids. Gene Ontology annotation, biological process: protein transport. NCBI's taxonomy places the organism in Eukaryota, Metazoa, Arthropoda, Insecta, Orthoptera, Acrididae. The transcript has 8 exons.